Molecule: messenger RNA, 356 nt
Organism: Dicrocoelium dendriticum
Lineage: Eukaryota; Metazoa; Platyhelminthes; Trematoda; Plagiorchiida; Dicrocoeliidae
Source: the annotation of a GenBank genome assembly
AUGGUCGACACUCGCUAUUUUGCAAUGAGUAACCGCUUUUCAUUCGUUGAAACCCAUUGUUCAGCCUGUGCCUGUUUCAUCAAUCGUCUUGGUCAAACGAGAACCACGAUAGCCGUGGAUGGUGCCUUCUUCCGCUUCAGUUCAACAUUCCCAGUUAUCCUGGUUGAGACGAUAACUCGGCUGAUUCCCUACUCAUACACCUUCAAGCUGAAGCUUAUUGACGACGGAAUAGGGAAAGGAGCCGCGGCGAUAAUCGCAGCACAUAAACUGCUGACUCCGGUUCAGCCGCGCUUUACCAUCUUCAUGUGAAUACGCUGACGAUGGUGCAGUCGACACCCGGAAUCCACUAAGCGAAG